UAAUCAUAAUGCCUCUGGUUCUACUUGUUUUAGGUGCUAUGGAUCUCGAUUUGGAAUUUUUUACCCUUUUGGCAGACCUCAAAUCACGGAGGGACAAGCUCAUUUUGAUGGCAGGUCUUAAUGGUUCUGGCAAAACCACCAUCUUGAACAAGAUUCACUCUGAAGGAGUCUCUACUGAGAUAGUCACACCCGGAUUUAGUGUUGAGACGGUGAAACAUGCCUAUAUUAACAUUGCAGCGUUUGAUGUUGGGAGUGAAAACAGGAUACCUCCACUGUACAUGCAGCAUUUCCAGAACAAGAAAGGUCUUAUUUUUGUGGUAGAUAGCAACGACCAGAACCGAGUGUUGGAGGCAAGGGAUGAGUUACACAGGAUGUUGCAGGAGGAUGAACUCAAGAACGUUGUUGUGCUUGUACUAGCCAACAAGCAAGAUCUUUGUAAUGCAAUGACUGCAGAAGAGUUGAGCAAAGAGCUGGAUAUUAAGUCUCUCAGAAUUAAUCAGUGGCAUAUUUCUAGUACUAGUGCAAUCAGUGGGGAUGGCUUGCUUGAGGCUUUGCGUAAAUUUUUUUGGGCCAUUGAUUCCAUGGUCCCUCAUGUGCAUGUGUUAAUUUGUGUUGAUAAAGAUAAGGAUAUACGCUGCAGUGGUGAAGAAAUAGGUAAAGACGAAGAUGAACAUAAAGACUUUCAGUCUACUAUCCAGGAGGUCUUUACUCAAAAUGAUUGGGUGCCGACUCCAUCCGCGGUUAAUCCUGAAUUUCACUUCACUUGUGUGAGUCGACUGGAUUAUAUCAUGGACUGUGUUCAGGAGGCUUGUAGCUGCGGUCUGCCGGUUGACUUGAUGGUAUUGGACUAUGAAUAUAUCAUGGAAAUGGGGCAAGAUGCGUUCAAGGCAAUGAAAGAUGAAUGGCAUAGAGCUGAGUUUGACGGGCAUGUUAUAGGCGUGACUUCUAGAAAUGAGAAUAUAGACCAUCAGCGGAUUGUUCCAAUGCCCGGAGUGCUACUUAAUUUACACUUCAGUGUGUUCAGCAAUAAGGAGAGGGUUUCUGUCAUAUUCGGACAUAUUUUUGGCAACAGAUACUUAAGUCGAGCCUCAAGGUUCAGCAGGCAAGCUGCCUUCCAUUGUUAGUC
Molecule: messenger RNA, 1126 nt
Organism: Malus domestica (apple)
Lineage: Eukaryota; Viridiplantae; Streptophyta; Magnoliopsida; Rosales; Rosaceae
Source: RefSeq, a predicted model, not a curated record